Messenger RNA from Diachasma alloeum, 1952 nucleotides. Its product is annotated as 4-coumarate--CoA ligase 1. Lineage: Eukaryota; Metazoa; Arthropoda; Insecta; Hymenoptera; Braconidae. The record is from RefSeq and is a predicted model, not a curated record. The transcript is spliced from 6 exons. Bases 25 to 1818 code for a protein of 597 amino acids. Gene Ontology annotation, biological process: fatty-acyl-CoA biosynthetic process; long-chain fatty acid metabolic process. Gene Ontology annotation, molecular function: long-chain fatty acid-CoA ligase activity.
UACUCCAGUGAACAGGCAUAUAUAAUGAACAGAAUAAUGCAACGAAAUGCUACGUUUCGUAGAGUUGAAGUGCCUGGGAGUAGAAAUUUCACCACUCGUCAAUUGUUGAAUUCAAAAAUUUACGAAUUAUAUAGAUUACAAUUGAAAAAAAAUUUCGGUAGUUCUCAACCAAAUUGGAUGGACAAAACAACCUUUAGCGCAGUUGGGCCAAUUGUCGACGGACACAAUGUAUUUAAGAGCCCUUUUGAUGACGUGAAAAUUCCAGCUGGUUGUGUGCAUCAGAUCGUUUGGAAAGAUGUUGAUAAGUGGUGGAAUAAAACCGCACUCGUGUGUGCAGCAUCUGGAAGAUCGUAUUCGUAUGGGAUGUUAAAGAAAUUGUGUGGGAGAUUUGCAACUUCUUUACGGCGAAAUAAUUUGCGGGCUGGAGAUACGUUAGCAGUUGUUCUUCCGAAUAUUCCAGAGUAUGGCUUAGUUGCGUUGGGAGCAAGCGAAGCUGGAGUGAAGAUGACAUUAUUAAACCCUGCAUUUACGACCCAUGAGAUGGGUGUACAAAUUGUAAAUUCAGAAGCUGCUGGAGUAAUUACAACGCAGGAGAUGUAUCCCGUGAUUGAAGAGAGUAUAAAAGGAAAAAAUUCGAUUCGGUUGCCAACAAUUGUUGUACCUACUGAGGGCGAGUCAAUUCCUGCAGGUGCGAUAAAUUUUAGGGAUUUAAUUGCUGAUGGAAUUGAGGAAUUAGAAAAAACUGGAACCGACAGUAAAAAUGAUACAUUCAUUCUACCGUAUUCAAGUGGAACAACUGGGCUCCCUAAAGGUGUUAAACUUACUCACAGGAACAUUGUCGCUAAUUUGACACAAGGUGAACACCACGCCUACCAUUUUGACGAACCAGCUGUUGGUGAACACCAAGAGAUCGUACCUGGGUUUCUACCUUUUUACCAUAUUUACGGUUUCGUCGUUUGUCUUCUCAACUAUCUUAAGAUUGGUGGAAAGAUAAUUUGCAUGCCGCAAUUCUCAUCGAACAAUUUACUGGAUGUCCUUAAGAGAAACAAAACGACAGCAUUGUACGUAGUGCCUCCAGUGGUUCAACUUAUGGCAAAUGAUGAUAGAUUCAACAAAAAACAUGUGGAAAAUGUCAAAAAUGUAUUGUGUGGUGCAGCCCCCCUUGGAAAUGAACUAAUCAGCAAAUUCCAAUCGAAAAUGGGAAUCAAUUUUAACCAGGGUUACGGAUUGACUGAGACCUCCCCAACGGUAUCACGAUCGAAAUAUUCGGCUUGUGACUCUGUAGGCUUAAUAAUUGUAAAUACCCAAAUCCGGAUUAUUAGCAGAGAUAAUGAUAAAUUUGGAAACAACCUGGGUGCUAACGAAUUGGGGGAAAUUCUUGUGAAAGGACCACAAGUGAUGGCUGGAUACUACAAAAAUGUGAAGGCUACCGAAGAUUGUAUGGAUGGGGAGUGGUUCAAGACAGGAGAUUUAGGAUAUGUUGACGACAAAGGACAAUUAUUCGUCACUGGGCGUACGAAGGAGCUCAUCAAAAUCAAGGGCUUCCAGGUGGCUCCAGCUGAACUGGAAGACGUCAUUUUUGGCCAUGAAAAGGUUGCAGAUGUUGCAGUAAUUGGAAUACCCCACGAAAAAUUGGGGGAAGUCCCAAAAGCAUUCAUUGUGCCACAGCCGAAUAUUAAAAUCACAGAGGAGGAAGUAAAAAAUUAUGUUGCAGAGCGACUUUCCAAACAUAAGCAUAUUGCUCAAGUCGAGUUCAUUGAUAAAAUCCCAAAAAGUGCAGCAGGGAAAAUUCUUCGGAGAGAACUUCAAAAGCUAUAAUAGACGAUCGACGUAUUUUUAUUCUACUAAAUUACAUCUAGUUGCGAAGAGUGAGCGCCACCAGACUCACAUGCCAUGAUAAAAAAAGUUCAUUGUUCAUAAUUAAUUUAUAAUUGGAGUUCGUUGCAAUUGAG